Molecule: messenger RNA, 884 nt
Organism: Capsaspora owczarzaki ATCC 30864
Lineage: Eukaryota; Filasterea; Ministeriida; Capsasporidae
Exons: 3
Coding region: 63-734 (223 amino acids)
Cellular component (GO): endomembrane system
Source: RefSeq, a predicted model, not a curated record
CUCUUAUUGAAUGCACCUUUGACUCAAUCCUCUUUAAUUCUCAGAAGUUUGUCAACACAAACAUGUCAAUUCCACUAAGACCGGUGGACGGCACCCGGCUGUCCACGUCGCUGUCUGGCAACGUCGUCCAGCGAUCGCGUUCAAGCAACAAGUCAUCUCCGCUGUCACAGAGCCAAGGGACGGGGUUGGGUGCGGACUUGCACGGCGCUCGCGCCUAUAACGAUGACGGCGGCGACAACAACGACCUGGACGACGACGACGACGACGACGACCUGGGCUACGACGACAGCGCGUCGCUCAAUCCAAGUGGCAGUGGUGCAGCAGGACGGAGCAACAAGGCCAAGCAGCAGCUGUACGACGGCGCCAAGUCGCGGACGGGCAAGGCCAAGCUCGCCAUCAAGCGAACGGGCGCAUCGCUCCAACGCAUGCUCACCAGCAGGAAGCAGCAAGAGGACUUUGUCGAUGCCCAGUUCAUCAAGCCGCCCGUCAAGGUUCCGUGGCGAGCAAUCGGACUGGCGUUGCUCUUGUUCCUCAUUGGGUCGAUUCUGUUGACGUUUGGAUCCCUCAUUCUGACGGGCAAGAUCAAGGUGGAUCCAAAAGAAGACACGUCCAUCCCAUUGAUUGUCAUUGGAUCGCUCGUGUUUCUGCCAGGCUUUUACCAUUUGCGCUUGGCGUACUAUGCAUACCGCGGUUACAAGGGCUAUUCAUUUGACGACAUCCCUGACUUUGAUUGAUCAAGCGUGAUAACAAGUGUGCGGACGUGCGCGAGGAUGGAAGUUGGAGCAGAGUUGUUUUGGAGAAUAGUUGUAUUGAAAUCAUUUCGCCAAAAAUGACAAAACUUGUACGAUACAGGUCAGAUGCCCAAAUCAAAAAAAAAAAAUCCC